AUGCUCUUUGCCUCUCUUAUUGUGACCUGCUUUAGCUUGCUAGCUGCUGGCUCACCACUGCAGUUCCCAUUGUUAUCUGAACUCUAUCAAUAUUCUCCAGACCAUGAUCUCUCAAAACCAAAAAUUGAUCAAUUGUUUGAGCUUCAUAAGCUAUUGGUGCAAAUCCCGUCGGUUUCUUAUAGUGAAUAUGAAGUUUCCACUAAAUUAGCCGAUUACCUCAGAUCUCAUCAAUUGAGUGUUGAUCUUCAAAGAGUUGCUGAGAACAGAUACAAUGUAUUUGCUUAUAAGGGUUAUCAAAAUGACACAAAAGUGCUUUUAACAAGUCACAUCGAUACUGUACCUCCAUUUUUCCCUUAUAAAAUUUCAAAAUAUGGGAAAAGAAUUUAUGGGCGUGGAUCUACUGACGCUAAAGGAUCUGUUGCUGCACAAGUUAUUUCAUUCCUAGAUCUACUUGAAAAUGGUGAUAUUAAAGAAGGGGACUUAUCUUUGUUAUUUGUUGUUGGUGAAGAAAAUGGUGGUCAUGGUAUGCAAUAUGUAAAUUCAAAUAUUGAUUACCACUGGGAAACCGUUAUAUUUGGUGAACCUACUGAAAACAAAUUAGGUGUUGGUCAUAAAGGUGGUUAUGGUGGUGUCUUGAAUGUCACUGGACUUGCUUCUCACUCUGGCUAUCCAGAAUUGGGGAUCAAUGCAAAUACUAUUCUUGUUGAAUUUUUAUCAACCUUGUUGAGCCAAAAGUUACCUUUCGAUGAUUUAUUAGGUAAUUCAAGCUUGAAUAUUGGAGAAAUAAAUGGAGGUGUUGCUGCAAAUGUCAUUCCAGAUCAUGCACAAGCUAUUCUUUCAUUUAGAGUUGCUUCUCAUUUGAAAUUUUUCCAAGAUUUGAUACCUGGUUUGAUCAAAGAAAGUAAAUAUAGAGAUAGAAUUGAAUUCUUCUCAACUAUUGGCAAAGGACGUGGCCCUGUUUUCUUUGAUUAUAAAAUUGAUGGGUUUGAAUCGAUUGUCUUGGGUUAUGGAACUGACGCUUUUUCACUUUCUAGGAAACAAUUAAAAAAUAAGAUUCUUUACGGUCCAGGUUCAAUUCAUGUUGCGCAUGGGGCAAAUGAAUUCGUCUCAACAGAUGAUCUUAUAAAAGCUGUGGAAGACUACAAAAAAUUAGUAAAAUAUGGAUUGAAAUAA
Messenger RNA from Hansenula anomala, 1173 nucleotides. RefSeq lists its product as uncharacterized. NCBI's taxonomy places the organism in Eukaryota, Fungi, Ascomycota, Saccharomycetes, Phaffomycetales, Wickerhamomycetaceae. The transcript has a single exon. Bases 1 to 1173 code for a protein of 390 amino acids. The record is from RefSeq and is a predicted model, not a curated record. Gene Ontology annotation, molecular function: hydrolase activity.